Messenger RNA from Prunus armeniaca (apricot), 1059 nucleotides. The record is from the annotation of a GenBank genome assembly. NCBI's taxonomy places the organism in Eukaryota, Viridiplantae, Streptophyta, Magnoliopsida, Rosales, Rosaceae.
AUGAAAUCUAUCGGUCCGUCGUCCAUUAUCAGGGAUCAUCUUUAUUCCAUGGAUGACAAGUUGAAGAGAGGAAGGCCCCUUCCUUUGCUUAAGAGCUCUGGUGAAGACAUAGUCAUAGAUGGAGACCUAGUGCCAGAAACAGCUCCAGUGGUUGAUCCUGCUUCUAUAUCGAGGUGCUGUAUAGAGAAGGGCCUAUUUCCGACAAUCCCUUUAUUCUUCCAAUAUCCAUGUGGCAUCAGCAAGGGUUGGUCAGAGUGGGUUGACCGUGAAUUGAAGGACCCGUCUUCCUGUGACAUCCUAAACCGGGCAAGGGUGCUGGACGCCACCUUCCUUUCUAAAGCAUGUGACAUCCACAUUGAAGCCAAGAUGCUUUGUCAUGUGGUUAGGCGAUGGAGUGCCGAGACGCACACCUUCAUCUAUUCAUGGGGAGAGUUUACUCCCACACUUGAGGAUGUGGCCAACAUUUUUCACUUCCCAAUUUGCGGCGGCCAAGAUCCCUUCCAUGUCAUGUUGAUUCCAAGAUUCCAACAUUUUUCACUUCCCAAUUUGAUGAUGUGGCCAACAUUAUUGGAAUUGCUGUUUUACUUUAGUCGGUUCCAUGCUGCUCAUUGCGAUAUAUUACUUUCCAUUAUAGUUCGUCAUGCUUGCUUAGUGUCGGAAGAGAAGGCCAUCUCCUUGAGUGAGAAGCGAAACUUGCCCUUCACUUCCAAAAGUGGGGAAAUUGUUGGUGAUUUUUCUAAGCUAAAACAAAAGUUGGAAAAGUCGGGUUCUCACUGUACCGGGAGAAGUGUUGCACAUGGAAAGCGAAAGCGAGAGGAAAGCUGCAUUGUUGAGAAGAAGAAGCAAGCUGUAAAGGAACUGAAAAAGUUUAUCCACAAUGUAGCAGCAAGUGGUCCCCCUUGCUCUAAAGGGAAUACUCCCACAGUGCCCUUACUGCAGCAGCAACUUGCAGCUUUUGGCAGCAUCAAGCAGGUUCGCGAGGUGCCAGAAGCUGUCUUCUCACACACUCCCCAAAUAAAAGGCAAAGGCAAGGAAGCCCCCGUGAUUCCAAAGCGCUAA